GGCUGUAUUGUAGAGAGAGCGAAAUCUGAUAGAAGAUUGUAGUUUAGUUUAUUGAGAAGAUUUAUUAAUACGACAUUCAUCAGUUACUAGAUUUCCUCCCUGUGGAGUAUUCUCUUACAACAACGAUGAUGUUCAAUAUUGCAAGAGUAUUCAGUAGAGCAAACAAGCCUUUACAACUGUCUACUAUUAGUACAUCCUCGAGAGUACUCUCAAAGACACAAGACAAAGGCGUAGGCGUACAAGAGCAAUCAACCCCAGGUGGUCCUUCCCCAGACGAAAUUGCCCAAUCAGACUCUGCCUACGAUCCCUCCAAACCAGAUCCUACCUCCUCAGCUGAAGGUGUCGAGCAGGAAACAGGAAAGCCAUUUGCAGGGGGAACAACAGCGGCAAAUCCAAAGGGAAGCCCUGUAGCUAGCAAAUUAGGCGAUAAGAAUGCUAAGCAGAGUGGAAACACACUCUCUGGUGGCAGACCCCAUUUGGAUUCAACAAAAAAGUCUAGCUAAUGUAUAAACACU
This is a messenger RNA of Wallemia mellicola CBS 633.66, 515 nucleotides long. RefSeq lists its product as hypothetical. Bases 126 to 503 code for a protein of 125 amino acids. The transcript is spliced from 2 exons. The record is from RefSeq and is a predicted model, not a curated record. NCBI's taxonomy places the organism in Eukaryota, Fungi, Basidiomycota, Wallemiomycetes, Wallemiales, Wallemiaceae.